AUGUCUGAACUCACCUUCAUCAAAUCCUUCCUCUCCUCGCUGGACUCCCGUCCGAUCAAACUCCCCGCCGACUAUGUCUUCGACCCCGAGCGAGUCGGACUCAAGGUCCCUUACCUCCUUCCCCGCCUCUCAGCCCCUCGUCCGGAAAUGCCCAAGAAAGUGAAAUCCACCGCGGCUCCGGGCUCUUCGAAAUCGAUAAGCGUACACCUCAAAUCCGCCCGAAACCCGGCGCUCGAAUUUACGAUCUCGAACACCCCGAUCUCCGCGACUUCCGUAUCGGACCUGAAAGACGCUGUGCGCGAGCGGGUCGUCGACACCCAGAACGAGAAAGUCGGGCUCGACAAGAUCAAGAUCCUAUACAAGCGCAAACCGGUAUCGGGCAAGACGAUUGCGGAGCUGCUCGAAGAUGAGCCGGAGUUGCUGGCGGGUGGCAAGACGGUCGAGUUCGGGGUGAUGAUCAUGGGAGGUGCGAAGGCUGUUGAGGAGGCCGGGAAUAAUAAUGCGACUUCGUCUUCGUCUCCGAAGCCGGCGAUUGGGCCCAGCGGAAAGACUUUGGUGGAGACGGAUGCGUUCUGGAGUGAUUUGGAAGGGUACCUGGAGCAGAGGUUGAAGGAUGUCGAUGAGGCGCAGAAGUUGACGACGUUGUUCAAGGGGGCUUGGACGGCGAGUCGAUCGUAA
Aspergillus affinis is the source of this 678-nucleotide messenger RNA. RefSeq lists its product as uncharacterized. The record is from RefSeq and is a predicted model, not a curated record. Lineage: Eukaryota; Fungi; Ascomycota; Eurotiomycetes; Eurotiales; Aspergillaceae. The transcript has 2 exons. Bases 1 to 678 code for a protein of 225 amino acids.